AUGUUUGUAUCCACCGUUCAUGAUCUGGCCUACCGCUUUGUUGUUGCUCCCUUGCAUGUUGCCUGCGGCUUACUUUUGGAAGGAAAUAGCACGGAUGCUCUUAAUACGGGACUUCUUAUCUUCCAAGGUCAUUUAACGGCCAAGUCACAUGACUUUAUUAGAAAUCAAAGGCCCAUACUGCUUGCAGUAACGGAGCUCUCCAAGCUCUACUAUGCCACAUGCUGCGGCCUAGAACUAUUUCUGGCCUUAAGUCACAUGACGGUCGCCCUCUUUUGGCAAUCAAUCCGGUUCCUCAUACCUCUGGUGCUCCUCCUAGCUUCGCACAUACCCUAUGGCAAACUCCUAAAGCUUCUGUUACCCCAAGGUUCCGAACGCAAAAUAUAUCAGAAACAUGCAGGGAAGGUUCCCCAACCACUUCACGAGUUAAAUGCUCAAAUAUUUUUGGCUGUUUAA
Lindgomyces ingoldianus is the source of this 453-nucleotide messenger RNA. RefSeq lists its product as uncharacterized. Bases 1 to 453 code for a protein of 150 amino acids. NCBI's taxonomy places the organism in Eukaryota, Fungi, Ascomycota, Dothideomycetes, Pleosporales, Lindgomycetaceae. The transcript is spliced from 5 exons. The record is from RefSeq and is a predicted model, not a curated record.